AUGGCUGAAACUACUGGCACUCUAGUCUCCCAGAAAUCAUCCGAUUCGGGGCUUCAUAUCCAACUACACCCGCUGGUUCUCCUCACCAUCUCAGAUCACAUCACCCGUCAUGCCGCGCGAUCACAACGAGGACCGAUCAUUGGAGCUCUUCUGGGACAGCAGAAUGGACGUGUGAUUACAUUAGAGCACGCAUUUGAAUGUAUCGUGACCGAAGGAGCCAACGGCGAACUGCACCUUCUCCACGACUGGUUCGUCGAACGAGUCAAGCAAUUCAAGGAUGUACACAAGUCCCCCGCCCUCGACUUCGUAGGCUGGUGGUCAACAGCCUCGCCUUCUGGUCCGGACGCAUCCCACUUGCCGAUCCAUCGCCAGAUCCUCCAGAGCUACAACGAGUCUGCCGUGUUCCUCGCAUUCCACCCAUCGCAGGUGCAAGCUGCAUCGAGGAAUGGCGCCAAGCUUCCCCUGGCCAUCUACGAAAGCGUAUAUGAAGGUGAAAAUGCGACAGAGAACGGCAAGGCGAUGCAGAUAGACGGCGAGGAGCAGUCGCUCUCGAUUCGAUUCCGCGAACUGCCCUUCUCCGUCGAAACGGGGGAAGCCGAGAUGAUUGGCAUAGACACGGUUGCCAGAAGCGCAAGGACAGCAGCAGCGCUUCAACCGUCUGGCUUGCAGCAGGAUGCCCAGACUAGCGCGAAGACCGAAGCUGGCCAGGCCGAGCCGUCGCCCGACACUGUCGUGCUCUCCCACGAAGAGGAAGAACUAAUCGCCAGUCUUAACACACGCCUCAACGCCAUCCGAACGUUAGAGUCUCGAAUUUCCUUGAUCAAAUCCUAUCUCGCCAGUGUGUCCCACUCCUCCGAAGGACAACCCACCGGAACCACAAAAGCUCCCCUCUCGCACCCGAUCCUCCGGAAUAUCAAUGCCCUCUUAUCGCAUCUAUCUCUCCUCACGCCGGAACCGGGAAGCGCCUUCGCGGCGGAAAGCCUCGCCCAGCGAAACGACGUCCUCCUGAUUUCCUUGCUGGGACAGCUGGGUAACAGCAUCAAGGGCAUGCGCGAACUAGGCCGCAAGACCGCCAUCAUGAACAACAUCAGACAGAGCAAUGCGUCGCGGAAAACUCAGCUGGCUAUGCAGAAUCGGCUCGAAGAUGAGUUUCUCUCGCGAGAAGGGAUGACUCUUAAAUAG
Aspergillus viridinutans is the source of this 1182-nucleotide messenger RNA. Its product is annotated as COP9 signalosome complex subunit 6. Gene Ontology annotation, molecular function: metallopeptidase activity; protein binding. NCBI's taxonomy places the organism in Eukaryota, Fungi, Ascomycota, Eurotiomycetes, Eurotiales, Aspergillaceae. The record is from RefSeq and is a predicted model, not a curated record. Gene Ontology annotation, biological process: protein deneddylation. Gene Ontology annotation, cellular component: COP9 signalosome. The transcript is spliced from 3 exons. Bases 1 to 1182 code for a protein of 393 amino acids.